This is a messenger RNA of Prorocentrum cordatum, 4581 nucleotides long. The record is from the annotation of a GenBank genome assembly. Lineage: Eukaryota; Dinophyceae; Prorocentrales; Prorocentraceae.
AUGGCCUGGCUGACCAGCGUGCUUCAGAGCGCCUCUUCCGUCACCAGCUCGGUCGUCGCGGGCACCAGUGGCGGACUGGCCGCGGGCGGGCGCUGCGACUGCCACUGCGAGUGGUCCGCGGCCCCAGACCAGGGCCUCCUCCAGCUGCUGCAGCGGCAGCUGGAUCGCUGCGGCCCCGAACACCUCCUCGGCCAGGUCUGCCCUGCUCUGCCGCCACCGCCAGUGGCCACCCUGGCGCUCGUCGGGGUCGGCCUCUUGUUCACGGGCGUGCUCUCCGGCGCGUGCCUGGUGAUCGGCUCACGGCAUGCAGGAUGGCUCCAGCGGGGGUCUCGAGUCCUGGUGCGGUACGAGGGGUACCCACUAUGGCACGAACGGCUGCUGGUCGCCCGCUUGGCGCCAUCACGGUGGGUGGUGGCGACGCCUAGCGGCGACAUCUACGAUGAGGACUUCAUGGAGAGCGAUGGGGUGCAGCGACUUGGGCCGCUUGGGGGCCUCGGCGCCGGCAUAGCGAACGUGGAGGUGUUCAGGUUCGUCAACCUCACGGCCCAGGAGAAGCGAGAGCUGCUGGAGGGCGGCGAGGACUACGUCCGGGACAACGAGGGCGACCUCGACAUCGAUGCCGAGUCGCGCCAGGUCCUCGUGGCGCAACACGCGCUUCCUCCUCGCGGCGGUGCUGGCCCUGGUGCUGCUCCUGCCCCCGGCGAGGCGGGCGUGCCCGCAGCGGCCCUCCCAGGGGCCGCCGCCGGCGUGGCCUUGGUGGCCGCCGAGUCCCGCCACGGCUUCACCCUCGGCGACGCGGUCGACAUCUCCCCAGGCCAGCUGCUCGCCUCCGGCGACCGCGGCGUGUUCACGGUGCCCAGUGCUGGGCCCCUCUGCGUGGCCGUGGCUGGGUCACUCUCUCCAGGUGCUGGCGAGGGGGACUUGCGCACCCUCCCCGUGCGCUUCGACAGGAGCAACCGCCGCUUCAGGGAGUAUGGCGACGCGGUGGUCUGCCUCUCGGAGACGGCGCAGGCUGGCUGGUCUGUGGCCGGGCCCCGCACUUGCAAGUGGUUCCUUCAGGCGAUCCGCGACGCGGGCUGGGCGCCCACGCGGCGCCACUUCUGGUGGCGCAACCUGCUGCAGGUCUCGCCGAGCGACGUCGGUGUGGAGGAGCACGCCUACAUCUCAAAGGUGCUGGAGAGGGCCUGCGUCUUCGACCUGCUCGACUGCUCCGAACUGGAGACGUUCGAGGUCCUGUCGAGGCGCUACCAGCUCUGGGAGGAGCUAUGCGCACCCGCGCUCCGGGCGGCCGAAGCGGGCGAGGGGGCGGCGCUGGUCUGCCCGGCGCUCGAGGAGCACGUUGCGGGCAAGCUCGCCCAGGAGAGCGCCAUCCUCGAGGUGGUUGGCUCGGGCAUGGCGUUUGGUCCUCAGCCACUUGACGACCGCCCUCGCGAUCUGCUGCCUUUCCCGGGCGGGCGGGCCCUCGACGAGCUGCUCCUCGGCGCGACGGGCGGCGGGCUCUCCGAAGCGGGCAAGCGGAAAGCCAGGCGGCGCCAGGGCGAGGAGGUGUGGUUCCGUGCAGGCCUUGGCGCGCUGAGCGAGCUGAGAGGUGGCGGCGGGGCGUCCAGCGAUGCCCAGGUGACCGCCGCCCAGGCUUCGGCGGUGCGCUCUCUGGCCAAGCUCCACGGUGGGCGCGGUCCUCCACCGGCUGACGUUGACCCCCUGGGAGCAUGGAAGGUGCUCCAGGGUAGCGGUGGCGGCUGCAUCGACUCGGGUGUGGCUAACCUGCCAGCCUGGCAGGCGCAGGCGGCGCUGCACGAGCUCGGGCCCGCCGCGGCCUUGGGCCCCGUGCUGAGGCUGAGGGGCUUCAUGUACGGGCGCUUCCUGGCGGAGCUCCCGGGCAAGGGCAUCCUGGAGAAGGCCGCCGUCGUCAGGGAGACCGCGGGGGCCUUCUUCGUCAAGCGCAAGGAUGGCUUGCUGAGGCUGAUCUUCGACACUACCAGCGGUGAGUCGCUGGCGGACCUCGAGAGCGAGCCUGGAUCGCGACUCUGGGUGGCCUCGGCCGAGAUCGAGGUCUGCUUCUACCAGUGCGAGCUGCCCAGCAGCCUGCGGCCGCUGUUCGCGCCCCCGCCGAUUUUGGCGCGCUACCUGCCUGCCAGGUGGCGCAAGAGGCUGGAGCUCGCGGAGGGCGACGUCGAGUGCGCCUUCCAGGCGCGCGUCGUGCCGAUGGGCUGGGCGCGGGCGGUGCACUUUUUUCAGUGGGCUCAUGAGCACCUGCUUGCCUCGUGCGUACCUUCGGCCCCCUGGCUGAGGGGCGAGGUGUCAGUGGCGCCCGCGUGCGAGGGCCCUCCCAAGCUCUGCUACGUCGACAACCUGGCCGUGGUCUCCGACGACGAGUGCGAGACUGUGAACGGGGUCGCCCACGUGCUGACGACGCUCGACGGCGUGGGCGUGAAGGCUCACCUGGGCAUGCCCGACCCGGGUUCGGGAUCGCUGGAGUUGCUGGGCUUCGAGUGCGUGGCCCUCGAGUGCGUCUUUCGAGCAGGGGCUACCCCCUCGGGCCUGGAGCUGGAGCGCCUCAUCGGGCACCUGGUCUCCAUGGUGAUGCUGCGCCGCGACCUGCUCUCCGCCUUCUCCGCUGUCUACCAGUUCAGCCGGAAACUGAGGCGCCGCAGGGCGCCCCUCUGGCCCGGCGUGCGCCGUGAGCUCCGCUGGGCGCAUGCCCUGCUGCCCGCCAUCGUGACCCGCUCCGACCUGCACUGGCUGCCCGUGGUCACCUCCUACGAUGCCUCCGAAUGGGGGCUUGGCGCCGCCGAGAGCCUGUGGGGCAGAGCUGACGUGGGCCGCGUGGGGCGGCUGCGCGAGCGCGCUCGGCUCCGCGGCCUGCUCGCAGCCGCCGGGGGCAGCCGCCGUGAGCACGCGCUGGAUGAUGAGGAGGAGCUUCUGCUGAGGCUGCCCGACGCUGCGGCCCUUCUCCUCGGGGGGCAUGCCCGCUUCCGGGAGGUGCCUCGCGAGCUGCUGCUAGGCGAGGGCUUCGGAUGCCGGGCGCGCGGCCCGCGCCCGCGGGCGGCCGUGGAGGCCCGCCGCUUCGCCGCCGCGCUGGCGGGCUGGGCCCCAGCAGAGGCCCCGCCGCGUGCGGCCCACAGGCAGCGGAGUCGCUCGCCAGAGGCGCGGCUUCAGAGGGCCCUCAACUCCGAGGGGGCCGCCGGGCUGGACCGCGCAGAGGGCGAUGGGCUGGGCGCCCGCUCUCGCCUGUCACCGCGGCCCGGGCGGCCGACGCGCGGCCUUGGGGCGCAGCGCCCUCCGCGCUCGCCGCCCGCGCCCUCGCCCGGGCUGGCCGCCGAGGUGGACAUCGAGCGGCUGGCGCCGCGGCUGUCCAGGCAGGCGCAGAACAGCGUGCGGCUCCCCGCGCAGGAGCAGCCCACGCAGGCGCUGAUGGAGCUCGCCGGCUGGCUUGCAGUCAUGCCGCUGCCCGAGUGGACGGCCAUCGCGUGGGGCGAGCACCUGAGCGACUUCCUGUCGGUGCUCUUCAACCGCGGCGGCGGUCCCCACGUUGGGGAGCUCAUCGUGUCCGCGCAGCUGUGGGCACUGCCGCCCCUCGGGCUGACCAUGCGGUCCGCGUUCCCGCUGACCCACCAGGCAGCCGCCGGGUGGGCCCGCUUGCGGCCGCCCCAGUCGCGGCCACCGAUCCCGUGGCCGGUGGCAGCAGGGAUCGCCGAGUGGCUCUUCGCCUCCUCCAGCAAGCCGCUGAUGGGCCUCCUCACCGUCCUGCUGUUCGUCGCCUACUGCCAGCCGGGGGAGGGGCUCGCGCUGCUCGGGAAGCAGGUCAUCAGGCCGAUCGCCAGGAUACCCGGCGUCCUGAGCCAGGUCACCACCCUCCUCCACCCAGAGGACUUCGGGGCGCCCUCCAAGACAGGCCUCGUGGACUCCUCCGUGGCCCUGGACCUUCCCGAGCACCAGUGUGUCGGCCGCGCUCUCCUCGAGCUGAAGGAUCGUCGAUCCCCGCUGCAGCGCCUGUUCCCGAUCUCGUACGGCGAACUAUCGGCGGAGAUGAAGAGGGCCGCGGUGGCCGUGGGCUGCGAGGUACUGCGUCCAACGCGCCAAGGCGCGCUUGCCAAGCGCCUGCGGAGCGAGCUUCGGGCGGCCUUGAGAAAGGCCCGCCCUCGAGAGGGCAAGGUCUUCCUGGAGGUGUUCGCCGACGCGGGGCACCUCAGCCAGGCCCUCCGCAGGCGUGGCGCCGCAGUCAGGAGCAUCGAUGUGCGGCGCGGGCCGCGUCGCGACCUCAGGGUGCAGGAGGUCUUCAACGUCGUCGAGGGCUGCGGCUUCUCCCGCGCCGGGCGGGCGCCGGCGGGCUUGCGGAUGCCGGCGGCCUUGCGGUCGCCGCAGCAGCCCCGCGGCCUCGCGGGGCUCCCGCCGCGGGGCGCCGCCAAGCUCGCCGAGGGCAACGCUCUGGCCGACCGCGCUGGGCAGCUGGCCCGCCUGACGCUGGGGCGCAAGAUCCCCGGCGGCGAGGGGGGCCUGCCCAGUCCUACCUCUGGGCGCCAAGUGCUCGGGUCGUGGUACUUGCAGUUUUUUCCGGCCAGCCUCGCGCCGAGCUCAUGA